GGUGCUCAGGGAGAGCGGAACUGGCCGGGGAGCGAGGGCGGGGCCAGGGCAGGUAGAGCUGCCCCGCGGCCAGCGCUGAGGGACCCAUGAAGUGCCGCUGCCGCCUCUGCGUUUUCGGUAAUUUCUGGCCCUUCCGGUCGCCUUCUCCCCUGAGCGCCCACCCUGGACCCGCCCUAUGCCCCGUGGCCGACUGCGGGCGGCAGCGAGGGGCCUCCGCCGCCUCGGCCGUCUGCUCUCCCGCUCAGGCCUGCCCCUCCCCCCGUGCUUUGCAGACGCGGCCAGGGGGCCCCGGCGGCUCAUGCGCGUGGGCCUGGCGCUGAUCCUGGUGGGCCACGUGAACCUGCUGCUGGGGGCCGUGCUGCACGGCACCGUCCUACGGCACGUGGCCAACCCCCGCGGCGCCGUCACCUCGGAGUACACCACCGCCAAUGUCAUCUCCGUGGGCUCCGGGCUGCUGGUGAGCGGGGCCGGGCCGUGGGGCGGGCGGUUGGCGCUGGAGAGCGGCGCGGGCCUCAGGUUUUGUUUCUUCCAGAGCGUUUCCGUGGGACUUCUGGCCCUUUUGACAUCCAGGAACCUUCUUCGCCCACGACUGCACUGGGCCCUGCUGGCACUAGCCCUGGUGAACCUUCUCUUGUCUGCUGCCUGCUCCCUGGGCCUCCUCCUCGCUGUGUCAUUAACUGUGGCCAACGGCGGCCGCCGUCUUAUUGCUGACUGCCACCCAGGACUGCUGGAUCCUUUGUUACCACUGGACCAGGGGCCUGGACACACUGACUGCCCCUUUGACCCCACAAGAAUCUAUGAGACAGCCUUGGCUCUCUGGAUCCCUUCUUUGCUCAUGUCUGCAGCGGAGGCUGCUCUGUCUGGUUACUGCUGUGUGGCUGCGCUCGCCCUACGUGGGGUUGGGCCCUGUAGGGAGGAAGGGCUACAGGAGCAGCUGGAGGAACUGACAGAGCUUGAACUUCCUAAAUGUAGGAGGCAGGAAAAUGAGCAGCUACUGGAUCAAACUCGAGAAAUCCAGAUACCACAGAAAAGUUGGGUUUAGGGACAGCAGGUGCUGAUCCGGAGGCUCAGUCCACAAGGAUCUUCCACUGACCCCUAGGAUAUGUUUAUAUAAUAACAGUUGUAAUAAAAGAACUUCUACUUCA
Molecule: messenger RNA, 1145 nt
Organism: Mesoplodon densirostris (Blainville's beaked whale)
Lineage: Eukaryota; Metazoa; Chordata; Mammalia; Artiodactyla; Ziphiidae
Gene: KRTCAP3
Product: keratinocyte associated protein 3
Exons: 5
Coding region: 176-1042 (288 amino acids)
Source: RefSeq, a predicted model, not a curated record